AUGGACGGUGCAGACAAUUCAGAUAUCGCAAUGUUGAAUGAGCUAGAAGCGCUCCUCAACAAAGAACACAUCUCCCUCGAACAACUGGAAGAUUUCCGCGAUUCUUAUCGUGGCGACCCGACGUCCAUUAGGUUUCUUCAAAAAAAAGGAAGCGACGACGCCGGGAAAGCACUAUGGACCGCAGACACUCUGAGCAUCAGACUGCUCAAGUUCUUGACAGGCUACGAGCGGGCGCGUAUGGGCAGCGCCGGAGAACCUGUGCUCAGUCUCCUGAAGUCAUUUGAGGACCUCUUGCGAUUUAUCGGCAACUCUGGAAAAGAUGAUGCCCACCACCUCAUCCGAAAAACAGUUUCCGACCUUUAUUCUCUCGAUGAUAUACCUAAUCUUGAAGACGACAGGAACGAGGUUAUGAGGACAAUACACGAGACCAUGCGCGGAUGGAUACAAGGCACAGCGCCGCCAGUCUAUACAAAAAUAAACGGAACCCUGGAAUCGCUUACAACUGGCACUGUUGUCCAUUACUUUCCACUGCAAGACGUGACGUUUGAAGAACCCUUGACGUCUGUCAUAGGACUAUUCGUGGCGAUCCUGGCACAGAAAGGUGUAACCCGCUUAGUGAUGGAAAGAAGCGUGCGGUCAUCUGUUGAUAAAACGAGUCUUGCAAAGUAUACGACAGAGGAUCACGCCGACGAACGGAGAGUUCAAGUGUACGAGCGCGUAGCAACAAUCAGCUCGGACCCAGAAGAAAAAACUAGGGACAAGUCGGAAGAGGGUGCAGCACCUCUUGCACCAAACGUGAACUUGGACACCGAAGACGCCUCGGAGAGGAACUCAGACAAAGACGAGGAAUGUGGGGAAGGGAAGGACGCCACGGAAACGGAGAGGAACUCGGACGAAGACGAGGAAUCGGGCGAAGAAACGGACGACACCGAAACAACUGGUGACAAGAGAAAGAUACCAAAACAUGAUGACAACAAGGCACACCGUCCAGCAAAGAAGCGCAAAAAAAAGCGCAAGCAAAGCAUAAACCACGUCACAAAACCCUCGAAAACGGGGACCCGUUCGCGCAAUGGGACACCCCGUGGGACACCCCCUUCAUCAGAUGACGAAACAUUUUCGAGUAAAGACACAUUCAUCACGAGGUUGUUGGAGAAAUUGGAAGAGAUAACAGCUGCCGAGUUAGAAGAGUGUGUCACGCUGGUUAGUAAAGGUCUGGAACAUACUGAUCUUAUGGAAAUCGAUCUGAGUGCUCCCGAAGAAACUGCCGACAAAGCUCUGACCGUCGCAUGGCACAGAAUGGAGAAAUGCACCGGAAACAGAUGCGUAGACUACGGGAUGCGCGAGGUACUGAUUCGCAGAACGUCCGGACCUUACACGAUAAUCAAAGAUGACGGCAAAUUCACGAACGCAGUUCUUACCUGGAUGACGAGGGAAGGCAUCAUCCCCAAAAACACCAAGGUCUUUCGCCGACAAGUGAAUGCAGGGAAGCGAUUCAGGGAUUUGGUCGACGCAAUCGGAAAGGGAAUCUUGCUUUUCAACUUUGAAUCUGAUGGGUUAGAAUUCUUGUCAAAGAAAGGCGUUUUGCAAAUCACUGCACGUACCUGGAACGCAGUCCUGCGGAGAAUCCGACGCAGCAAAAGCGUAUCGCCGGCAGAAUGGACGAAAUGGAACAGUGUGACCCUCCCGACAUUUGCGGAGGAAGUUAUUGCUUCGCCUGUCGAUGAACAAGUCGCCCGAUCGCCCGUGGCGUCGACCCCGUUCACUGGGACACCUCCAACUCGGGACCGUAAGCUCAACCCGUACCCAACCCCUAGGACUCCGGCGCUUAAAGGAAAAAGGCUUUUCGCCUCGGCUUCCACACCAAAACGAUCUUUAUCGAAAAUGGGGAAACCACAACGUACAGCGUCCAUUGAUCGCAUCAGCAAGACAUCUUAUGAAGACAUGGUACAACGCCUUCGAGCCGAGUGGUACAACGACACCUGCUUCUACUAUCUUUUGAACCACGCCAAAGCGAACCACGAGGAUUUGUCAGUUGUCGAUAGCCUUGAUGGAGGCUUCCGUAUCAUUGACGACGAAACCAAAAGAAUCGUGGCUCCCUUCAACCGCGGUAAAAACCACUGGGUCGUCUAUACCGCAAGCAAAAUGUCUGCUCAGGAGUGGAGAUGGGAAUUUGCGGACUCCUUCCAUCAAGGAGCCCACAUCGACGAGGUGGAAAAGGUGGUCAAACGUGUGGUCACUCAAGACACCGUGACUGCAAUACCGUGUCCCCCAAUCGACACUGUCACAGCGUCUAAGCUCAUCCCGAAACAAACGGACGCUAACAGUUGUGGACCCUAUGCUCUUGAGUGGGCAACCCAAUUUAUUCUUGGAGACACUUCGGACUGGACCUCCGUGCCUCCUAAUGAGCUCCGUAAGAAACACAGCCGUAUCGCGGAAGAAGUGUUCGCCUCUCGGCAGUAUGACGAGGAACAGUUAGAUCAGGAUACUGGAGCUGGAGCGAGUCGUUCAAGUGCCCAAGACAAUGAUUGUGCAGCAGCCGCUCAUGUCGAGCCGGAAACAUGUAGUGUAAAGCCAAAAUUUGUAAGGGAGCAAAAAAAUGUCUGUGGUCAGCCACUGAUUGCGGAUGGCACAAGCUGCGGCAAAUGCCACCAAUUAAAUAAGCCUAAACAACGAUGCGACAGGCAGACAGUAGAGCCGAGCGAGUUUUGCACAGACUGUACGACGAUGCAGGCAAACAUAAUCGAAACGCAUCAAAGGCUUAGCGCGAAACAACUCGACGACUUUAUGAGCCGUGAUCCCCACUGGAAGGAGAUUGCGUCGAGAGAACAGGAAUAA
Messenger RNA from Fimicolochytrium jonesii, 2835 nucleotides. RefSeq lists its product as uncharacterized. Lineage: Eukaryota; Fungi; Chytridiomycota; Chytridiomycetes; Spizellomycetales; Powellomycetaceae. Gene Ontology annotation, molecular function: cysteine-type peptidase activity. Gene Ontology annotation, biological process: proteolysis. Bases 1 to 2835 code for a protein of 944 amino acids. The record is from RefSeq and is a predicted model, not a curated record. The transcript is spliced from 5 exons.